Molecule: messenger RNA, 1692 nt
Organism: Penicillium cosmopolitanum
Lineage: Eukaryota; Fungi; Ascomycota; Eurotiomycetes; Eurotiales; Aspergillaceae
Product: alpha-1,2-mannosyltransferase ALG11
Exons: 2
Coding region: 1-1692 (563 amino acids)
Biological process (GO): protein N-linked glycosylation
Cellular component (GO): endoplasmic reticulum membrane
Molecular function (GO): GDP-Man:Man(3)GlcNAc(2)-PP-Dol alpha-1,2-mannosyltransferase activity
Source: RefSeq, a predicted model, not a curated record
AUGGCUUUCCUGUCCAACGCCAUUCUCGUUAUUUUCGUUUUAGUCGUCACUGCGAUCUUCCUGCCGCAACUCUCGGGGAGUGUGCUUGGCCUCGUCUUCCGCGGUAUAGGCUGGUUGAUUCGCCGACGAACCCGUUCUCGCCGUGAAUAUGUGAUCGCGCGGGCGCGAUUCGAAGAGGAGGAACAUCGGGCACCACGCCCAAAGGCCUCGUCUAACUCUUUGGGCCGGAGCCAAGCCGAGGACGAGGACUGGGAGAAGGUAGAUAGCUCUGGCCCCAGUGGGGUUAACACUACGAGCAGCAGCGAUAGCGAUGCAAGUGGGGAUGACGAGUGGGAUGGUAUUGUUGGUUUCUUUCAUCCAUUUUGUAAUGCGGGCGGAGGCGGCGAACGAGUGCUUUGGGAGGCAGUGCGCGCAACACAAAAGCGCUGGCCCAAGGCGAUUUGCGCAAUCUACACUGGAGACCAUGAGGUGAACAAGACGACUAUGUUGGAACGGGUUGAGAAUCGAUUUAACAUCCACUUGCAUAACCCCACGGUUGUGCUGCUCUACUUGACAACACGAAAGUAUGUUGUUGCCAGCUCAUAUCCAUAUAUGACACUGUUGGGUCAGUCUCUGGGCUCCCUGGUAGUUGCCUACGAUGCGUUUACCCUCCUUGUUCCCGAUGUGUUCGUCGAUACCAUGGGCUACGCUUUUACCCUCGCAAUGUGCAAGUGGCUCUUCCCCGGGGUACCCACUGGCGCCUACGUCCACUAUCCUACCAUUUCGACCGACAUGCUUGCCUCGCUAGACGACAAAACCGGUGUUCAGGGUAUCAACUCCGGUGCUGGCAAAGGUCUGAAGGGCGCCGUCAAGCGCCGAUACUGGCAGCUGUUUGCACAGCUUUACGGCUGGGUUGGCCGACACAUCGAUGUUGUGAUGUGCAACUCUUCCUGGACAGCUGCCCAUAUCCGCACCAUCUGGGGUAAAGACAAGGCCACCACCACGGGCGAGGGAACCGCCUCAUCACCAGCGGUUGUCUUCCCCCCGACAGCCGUCACGGAACUAGAAUCGACAAUCAAAGUCGACACCGAAAGCGAGAAAACACGCCAACCCGUACUCCUCUAUAUCGCACAGUUUCGACCAGAAAAGAAUCAUCCGCUGGUUCUGCGCUCAUUUGCGCGCUUCCUUCAAGAGCGCAAGAACAACCCCGCUUAUGCAAAUAUCCCCCCACCACGCCUGGUUUUGAUCGGCUCGGUCCGCCACGCCAGCCCCGACGAAACCCACAUCUACAACCUCCGCCUUUUAGCCCACGAACUCCGCAUCCGCGACCAGACUACUUUCCUCUGUGACGCGAGCUGGCCUGCCGUACUCUCACACCUUAGUACCGCUUCCGUUGGCGUGAAUGGCAUGUGGAACGAGCACUUCGGCAUCUGUGUUGUCGAGUACCAAGCCGCUGGUUUGAUCUGCGUCACACACGACUCCGGUGGUCCACGCGAGGACAUCGUAAUUGACCUCGGCGAUGGAGCGACGGGUUUCCGCGCCGAGACAGAGGAGCAGUUCGCUGCUGCUUUUGAGGCGGCGCUCGCGCUUCCAGAGGCGGAGAAGGUUGCUAUGAGGCAACGUGCUCGGCGCUCAGCACUUCGGUUUACGGAAGAGGAGUUUUCGCAGAAGUGGCUUGCUCAGGUCACUAAGCUAGUUCAGGCGACACGCUAG